Molecule: messenger RNA, 311 nt
Organism: Microbotryum saponariae
Lineage: Eukaryota; Fungi; Basidiomycota; Microbotryomycetes; Microbotryales; Microbotryaceae
Source: the annotation of a GenBank genome assembly
AUGCUUUCCGAGGAUACCAAGGUCGGUCGCAUCGUCCUCAAAGGGCUCCUCCUACAGGACGCUUACACGACACGGUCUCGCUCCUCCUGCCGCCACACUACCCAGGACAUCAUCAUCCGAACGGUCGAAUACGCCAAGGUAAACGACCCCCCCCCCCCCCCCCCUCCUUACCUCACCUACCCGAACCACCACCACUGACCCUCUCCACACCUACCAUCCCCCUCCAGACGGUCGCUCACUAUGGUUGGAUUCCGUUGAUCCUUUGGGUCGGCUACACCAACUCGACCCCGAGACCGAACCUUAUCAAGUAA